Molecule: messenger RNA, 1109 nt
Organism: Cutaneotrichosporon oleaginosum
Lineage: Eukaryota; Fungi; Basidiomycota; Tremellomycetes; Trichosporonales; Trichosporonaceae
Product: mitochondrial 54S ribosomal protein uL4m
Biological process (GO): translation
Cellular component (GO): ribosome
Molecular function (GO): structural constituent of ribosome
Source: RefSeq, a predicted model, not a curated record
CUCACCCACAUCCACUCCGACGACCAUGAAGGCCGCCGCCCGCAUCGUCCCCGCCUUCCGACAGGCCCUGUUGAGGCAACCCGUCUCGCGCGCGGCGCUCGCUGGCCCAAGCCAGGUGCGCGGGCUGGCGACCGAGGCUGCAGAGCCUGCGCCCGAGGCUUCCGCCUCCGUCGCCGUCCCCGAAAUCCCUGCCAACCUCACCUUCCUCGACAUGGCGCCGGCCACGAAGAAGCAGAGCGCCGCUGCGUUGCGCGAGCUUGGCUUCCCUCUCCACACCAUCUCGCGCGCCACACGCUACGACGACAUCGAGCAUCCUCUCUCCUCCCUCGCGUCCGACCACCCCACGCACGCCCUGCCAUCUGGCGAGAAGAUCCUCCUCCCGCGCGACGUCUUCAACAAGCCGCUGAGGAAAGACAUCCUCCACCGCAACGUCACCUGGUUCCUUGCCAACAUGCGUGAGGGAAACCAACACACCAAGAAGCGCAGCACGAUCGCAUACUCGGGGCGCAAGAUUCGGCCGCAGAAGGGCUCGGGUAGGGCGCGUCUCGGCGACCGCGGAGCAGGUACCCUCCGCGGCGGUGCCCCCAUCUUCCCCCUCACGCCGCGCGACUGGAGCCAGAAGCUGCCGCGCAAGGUGCAGGAGCUCGGUCUGCGGACAGCGCUCAGCGCCAAGCUGCGCGAGGGAUUCAUGCGUAUUGUCCCCGACCUGAACGAGGGAAUGUGGCCCGGCACGAACGCGGCGAUCCGUGCGCUCGGCGACGGCCUCGUCAACGGCGAGUGGGUGCACCGCUUCGGACCGCGCCCCGACCUCUCCAUCCUCUUCGUCCACGCGCCGACCAAGGACAAGAAGGACGUUGCCGAGUUCUGGCGUACCGUCCGCAACCAUCCUGGCAUCGACAUGAUGUCCACCGACGAGGUGCUCGUGUACGACAUUCUCAAGUACCGCUGGGUUGUGCUUGAGGUGGACGCCGUCGAUGCCAUUGCGGGCAACCCCUUCGCAGGCAUCGAGUACGACCCUGCACUCGCCGCUCAGGUCGAGGAGAUGUUUGCAUCCCAGGUUCAGCUGUAGACUAACUAGCAUUACAUCAUGCACUCUUCCAUUAUGAUCA